CUGCGCCGAGCUUGUUUGUGCAGAUGGCAGAUCUUCCGUGUUGCAAAUGUUCACGAGUGAGUCGUCAAACCAGAUUUCUGUAGGCAGGUCUCUCAUUGUGCCAAUGACAAGGUCUUAAAUGCAGAGCUUACAGUCAACUCGGUGUUCUACCUAGUUUUAUAGGCCAAGGCUACUCGAUGGCGAUUUGAUAUCGCUAAUUUCAACUGUCCGACCGUGUUUCACGCGAGUUACUUUUACGAGAACAAAAGGACUUGACUUGCCAUGUCUGUAAAUCUAAGCAAAAAUGGCACGGAGCUUUCUGCCGCGUACAAUGAAGUUCUGGACGGGAAAAGAAGCACCAAUUGGGCCCUGUUUACAUACGAGGGGAACACGAAUGACAUCCGUGUGGCAGGAAAAGGAGAUGGGGGUCUGGAGGAGAUGGCGGAAGAGCUCAACAGUGGGAAGGUGAUGUAUGCCUUCUGCCGCGUACUCGACGAGAACUGCGGGGUACCAAAGUAUGUUCUGAUAAAUUGGUUUGGAGAAGGAGUCAAAGAGGUCAGGAAGGGGACGUGUGCCAAUCAUGUCCGCUCGAUGGCCAAUUUCCUCAGGGGUGCCCACGUGACCAUCAACGCUCGGUCAGAGGACGACGCGGACCCAGAGACGAUAUUGCAGAGUGUGGCCAAGGCAGCGGGUGUAAACUACAGCAUUCACAAGGAGUCCAACAACAAAUACAGUGACGCCGGCCCCAGAGGACCUGUGGGAUCAGUAUAUCAGAAAACUGUUGCCGCAGAGGAGAUCAAGGGGACUAACAGGGAUAACUUCUGGGCAAAAGCAGAGCAAGACGAGAAGAACCGGAGGCUUGAGGAACGCAAGAGGGCAAACGAGGAACGACAGCGUUUGGAAAAAGAGAGGCAAGACCAGGACGCCAGGGAGGCGAGUGAGCGGGAAAAGAAGCAAAAGGAGAGAGCCAGCCAGAUCGACCAACAGAGACAAUUUGAGAAGAAGAUGGAGGCUGAAAACAAAGAGAAAGAACAACAACAGUUGGAGAGUCAGCAAGAGACAUCGGAGAGGAGGGGAAUAAAGAAAGCGGAGUCUGUGCAGAAGGCAAAUGAGGCUGCGUCUCUCAUCUCCCAGCGAUCUCUCAACCCGAGAGACAUGUUUAAACAGAUGGAGAGGGGCUCGUCUGGCAGCAAUGGGGUCUCCACAUCUGCCUCCCAGCCUGGGCGCCUGAAAAGCCCAUUCCUGUCCAAACAGCCCAGUGAAGAGGCUCCCACACCUCUGCCUAUCUGUGUGAAGAAACCAGACCCCAUUGGAUACCUUAUCGAAGACACACCGGCACCUGCACCUGAACCAGAACCAGAACCUCAGCCUGUCGCUGAACUCCAACCUGAACCUGUACCAGCGACCUUCACUGACGAUCAGGUUACGUCAGACUCAGUGGAGGAAUUCGAUGAUGAAUGGCAAGAUUCAGGAUCAGAAACAGCUGGGGAAGCAGAGCCGGCACAACCUGACGUGGCGAAUGAACAAAUCUACGAAGAUGUAGCCGACUAUGACAUCUACCAGGAUGUUGCAGAGGAAACCCAGGAAGCAGCUGAGCCUGCUGUUGUGAAUGAGGAGGCUGGGAGUUCGGUCAGUGCCAGGGCUCUGUAUGACUACCAGGCUGCGGAUGACACGGAGAUCACCUUUGACCCUGAUGACAUCAUCACCGGAAUAGAAAUGAUCGAUGAAGGAUGGUGGCGAGGAUACGCACCCAACGGCCACUAUGGCAUGUUCCCGGCCAAUUAUGUUGAGUUAAUGUAAAGAACGAUUGUACCAGAAACAUUUGAAAUCAGAAUACAAUGUCACUGAUGUCCACUUUAAAUCACCUGAAGAAAGCAUGUGGUGGAGAUUAUUUUUGCACCAGAUUGUACAAAAAAGGGCAAUUUUAAUUCAUUUGAAUAAUAAAAGUAUACUUUGAUCAUUG
Engraulis encrasicolus (European anchovy) is the source of this 1942-nucleotide messenger RNA. It is a transcript of the gene dbnla, whose product is annotated as drebrin-like a. Gene Ontology annotation, molecular function: actin filament binding. Gene Ontology annotation, biological process: positive regulation of axon extension; neuron projection morphogenesis; regulation of actin filament polymerization. Lineage: Eukaryota; Metazoa; Chordata; Actinopteri; Clupeiformes; Engraulidae. Gene Ontology annotation, cellular component: dendrite; site of polarized growth; actin filament. The record is from RefSeq and is a predicted model, not a curated record. Bases 262 to 1779 code for a protein of 505 amino acids. The transcript is spliced from 15 exons.